Melampsora larici-populina 98AG31 is the source of this 579-nucleotide messenger RNA. RefSeq lists its product as uncharacterized. The coding region runs from base 1 to 579 and encodes 192 amino acids. The record is from RefSeq and is a predicted model, not a curated record. The transcript is spliced from 3 exons. NCBI's taxonomy places the organism in Eukaryota, Fungi, Basidiomycota, Pucciniomycetes, Pucciniales, Melampsoraceae.
AUGAAUGGUGAAUAUCCGGCGCGUGUUGGUGAUGCAGUAGUACAGGCUGUCAUCGAGCGGUGGAUUCGAGGACGUGAAAAGGGAUCAUCGAGAUCAAGAAUUCUCAAGAAGUGUGUUCAGAGAAGAAACACCCUUUUUUGUUACCGACAAGAAGCUUUAGAAGAAUUGUUCUCAGCCAUUGAACACAGGGAACUUCUUGUUGUAGCAUUAGAGCUUCUUCCAAGUUCGGCAUGCUGCUCUGAAACAGAAGAUGAUGGACCGGAGAAAGUGCGAGCCAUAGGUUUGGUUUGGCGGAGUGAAGAAUUUUCGGCGCUUCUUCAGCUCAUUGACAAGCUUUCGUACAAACAGCAGGAAGCCUUACAUGGAGCAAGAUGGGCAGCUAACCGGCUGGACAUGAGGAGACAGCCAGCUAUUCAGAUCAAAUCUUCAGGUCGAGUUCCCCGCAAUCUACCUGAGAAUUGCUAUUGUCCAAUCUGGCGAGGAACACUAACAGAUACAAAAAGACAUCUUUUGACUCAAAAACCUCCCAGCGACUUUCUUUCUUUUAUAACGUCAAAAAUACAUGCCGCACUCUGUUAG